AUGGACAGGCGAAGCCUGCGCACCGUCACCGCACACCUGACAGCCUGCUCGCUCCCGAAGGCGUACAACCUCGCUGCUGCCAUGCAACCCCGUUCGGGAACACCGUCUGUGCUCCAGGAACGCGAGAAGAAGAAGAAGGAGAGCAUCUUGGAUCUCUCCAAGUACAUCGACAAGACGAUCCGCGUGAAGUUCCAGGGCGGCCGCGAAGCUAGCGGAGUCUUGAAAGGAUUUGACCCACUUCUGAACCUUGUGCUUGAUGGUACCAUUGAGUACAUGAGAGAUCCAGAUGAUCAAUACAAAUUAACAGAAGACACGCGCCAGCUGGGGCUGGUGGUCUGCAGAGGAACUUCUGUGGUUCUCAUCUGUCCACAGGAUGGCAUGGAGGCCAUUCCAAACCCUUUCAUUCAGCAGCAGGAUGGCUAAUGCUUUCUUGGGACUGUCUCUUCAAGGUUGCAAGUCAUUGGAGGAAAAUCAGUGU
Tinamus guttatus (white-throated tinamou) is the source of this 478-nucleotide messenger RNA. NCBI's taxonomy places the organism in Eukaryota, Metazoa, Chordata, Aves, Tinamiformes, Tinamidae. The record is from RefSeq and is a predicted model, not a curated record.